Messenger RNA from Rosa rugosa (rugosa rose), 3452 nucleotides. Its product is annotated as disease resistance protein RPM1-like. Gene Ontology annotation, molecular function: ADP binding. Lineage: Eukaryota; Viridiplantae; Streptophyta; Magnoliopsida; Rosales; Rosaceae. Gene Ontology annotation, biological process: defense response to other organism. The coding region runs from base 402 to 3155 and encodes 917 amino acids. The transcript has 4 exons. The record is from RefSeq and is a predicted model, not a curated record.
AGGCGUUGGAAGUCUUGGUCAAGUAGACCAGAGUGAGCAGAGUCUUGUUCUUGAGUUGUUCUGGUCAACUUCAUGGAUUUGAACCAGAUCAUUGCAGUUCUUCUGUGAGCUUCCAGAUCUUAUCAAAAAGAUCCAUCAACACUUGUUUUGGAAAUGCUUGAACCUUCUCUCUUCUUUACAGAGAGAUCGAGUAUACGGACACAAGGCCAAUAUGGCCUUAUGCUUAUCUGCAAUAAUCCUAUUAAUUGGAAAACUUGGGGCAGAUCUUGACCAGAUCUUCAUGGAUUUGAACCAGAUCAUCAUUGCAGAUCGUUCUGUGAGCUUUCAGAUCUUAUCAAAAACAUCCAUCAACACUCGGUAAUUGAGAGAUCGAGUAUACUGACUGAAGUCUGAAGGCCAAGAUGGCCUCAUCUGCAACAGACCUCUUAAUUGGAAAAAUUGUGGCAAUUCUUGAGAACGAAGGAACAACCAUAGCCAGUGUUCGUGAUGAAGUUGAUAGCAUUAAGGAGGAGCUUCAAAGCAUGAAAGCUUUCCUAGUGGAUGCGGAGGCCGACACAGCAAAAAAUGAAAGAGAGAAAUUGUGGGUUGAAAGCAUCAGAAACUUGGCCUAUGAUGUUGAAGAUGUCAUUGAUGAAUUCAUGUAUCGCAUGUAUGAGAAGCAAAGUGGGAGUCGACUUUCAAGGAGGCUACACAAAACCAUUUGCUUUCCAAAAAGUCUUUGGUUUAGACGUAAAACUGCGAAGAGGUUACAGAAAAUCACUAAAAAGAUCAAAGACACUGCAGAGAGGAAUCAAAAGUACGAUGUUGGCCUUGUAGGAGGAGCAACUACAUCUGAAGAUAUUCACAGAUCGGUGCAGAACCAAGCGGACUCUUCGUUUUUCAGUAUGGAAGACGAACUGGUUGCGAUUGAAGGCAAGAAGCAAAUACUACUGGGAUGGCUCAUGGAUGAAGAGCAACACCAAACUGUUAUAUCUGUGGUUGGCAUGGGAGGCUCUGGAAAGACAACUCUAGCUGCCAAGACCUUCAACAGUGAAAGGGUGAAGAGACAUUUCGAUUGUUGUGCGUGGAUUACCGUUUCCCAAACUUCUGAUGCGGUACACUUGUUUCGAAGCUUGAUCAUGAAACUCUACAAAUCAAGAAAGGAAGAUUGCCCUGAAAAUUUGAAUACCAUGAGCAGCAGUGAAUUGAUAGAGUUACUAGUUAACUACUUGGAGUCCAAAAAAUACCUGGUUCUUCUAGAUGACGUGUGGGAUAUAAAUGUUUGGAGAGAAGUAAAGGUAUCACUUCAAGAUAGGCAACUCGGAAGUCGAAUCAUAGUUACAACUCGAAAAGAAGAUGUAGCAUCCAAUUCUUUUGGAGUUAAAAGCCAUGUUCACCAUAUUCAACCCCUGCUAAAGAAUGAGGCUUGGGAGCUCUUCUGCAAAAAAGCAUUCUCAUCUAAUGAGCACAAAACUUGUCCACCUGAUUUUGUGUCAUUAACUCGCCAACUUGUUGAAAAGUGCGGAGGCCUUCCUCUGGCUAUUGUGGCUUUAGGUGGUCUUAUGUCUUCCAAGAAUUCGCUGGAUCAAUGGCAGCAAGUCUGCAACAGCUUGAAUUGGCAUAUGGAUAACAAUUCAUUGCUAGACCCUGUGAAAAACAUCUUGUUGCUGAGUUUCAAUGAUUUGCCAUCUCAAUUGAAACAUUGCUUCCUCUAUUGUUCUCUUUUCCCUGAAGAUUUUUCAAUUAAGCGAAAAAGGCUUGUUAGAUUGUGGAUAGCCGAAGGAUUUGUUGAAAAUGUGAAAGGGAUCACGCCCGAAGAAGUUGGAGAUGGCUAUCUUUGGGAACUCUGCUUCCGUAGCAUGUUACAAGUUGUAAAGAGAAAUGGAACAGGAAGGCCGAGAAAAGUUAAGAUGCAUGAUCUUAUGCGAGAGCUUGGUUUGUCGACAGCCGAGAAGGAAAAGUUUGGUCAUGUAUACGAUGGGAGACAAGUAAUGGAAGAGAUCUCAACCCGUCGCUUGUCAAUUCACAAAAUGGAUGGAGAAAUUAAAUCAUGGCCGGGUAUGUCAAAGAUUCGUUCUCUUCUUGUAUUUGCAACUGACAUGUCCUCGUUAUCUUUCUUAAAUACACUGGUUUCUCAAUUCAAAUUGUUGAGGACUCUAGACUUGGAGGGUGUCCAAAUUGAUAAACUGCCAGAUGCCGUUGUUUACUUGUUCAACUUGAGAUACUUAAAUCUGAAUGGCACUUUAAUCGAUGAACUUCCCGAGUCCAUAGGACGUCUCCGCAACCUUCAAUUUCUGAACAUCAUGAAUGCUAAGAUAGCGUCACUUCCACAAGGAAUUGCAAAGUUGCUGAACCUGCGCCAUCUAAUUAUGUUUCGCUUGACUGGAAAUCUUCUGGACUUCAAUUAUGCCAGUGGGACAAAAGUGCCAUCAAAUAUUUGUAAGUUGCAGAAAUUGCAAAGGUUAUCAAUGAUUGAAUCAGAAGGGGACACUAUUAGACUUAUCAGUAACAUGACUCAACUUACGAGCAUUGCCAUAUCGAAUGUGAAAGAAACAGAUGAGGUUGACCUUUGGGUCUCAAUUGAAAAGUUGAAUUUGCUUCGAACUAUUGCUUUAGUGGCAAGUAAUGAAGAGGAAAUCCUUCCGGUGAAAGCACAAUUUUCAUCACUUCCGCACCUUAAAAGGCUUCAUUUGUGUGGUAGACUGCAAAACGUAAUACCUUGGUUUUCUUCACUACAUAGCCUCACAAUUCUGUAUCUGCAUUGGUCAAGACUUGAAGACGAUGUACUACCUCAAAUUGAAGCACUGCCCAAUCUGACAAUGCUUCAUCUUUGUAAUUCAUAUGUUGGGGAAGAGUUGCGUUUCCGCAGAGGCUUUGUAAAGCUGGAGAGGUUGUAUUUGUGGAAUUUUGCCUCGGUGAAAAAGAUUACUAUAGAAAAAGGGGUGAUGCCAAAUCUCCAGUUCUUAUCGGUUAAACGGUGCAUGGAAUUGAAGACAAUGCCACUAGGCCUUGAAUACCUUUCUAAUCUACAAACUUUGCGCCUGGAUGAUGUCCCUAUGGAAGUUAUAAAGCCCAUUCGGAAAGGAGGUGCGGAUCGGUCUAAGGUACAACACAUCCCCAAGAUCUUACAUGUUUUUGAACAGUCAUCCGAGCGGGUCCACGAAAACUUGGCGUAGUGUUUCUUUCUCCUGCCAGGAAUCAAUCAAGUCCGACAAGUAUUGAACAAGAUUUGAGUUUGAUGAAGACUCCUUUCUGUACGUGUGGGGAAGAUGCAAGGAUUGAUCUCAGUUUUCAUAUGCCUCUUUCUUUUUCCAAAAUUGAAUAAUACACAAGACUGUUUCUGAUGUUGUACUUGUUAUUGUUUGUGUGCAUCAGCAUUGGCAUGUAAUAAUGCUGGAUUGAAUUCCACUUUAGCAGUUUGCAUUGUAAUAAAGAUUGGUAUCCAUAUCGAGCACUUUUUUUUUUGUUCUGAU